CUCCGUUCUCUCGCUCUCUCACGACUUACAGGCCUCUCUCAACACAAGUCGGCUCCAUUUCUCCCUCUCCCGCUUCGAUCCCCAUUUCCAUGUCAUUCGUCGUUUCAGCUCCCUCCCCCCGCGGCUAACUCGGCCGAUUCUAGGGUUUCUUCUUGGUAUCCCUCUCUCUCUCUCUCUCUCUCUUCCUUUCGCGCGCGUUCUCCUAGGGUUUUCUCUGCUUCAUCGUCGCCGUGGAGGAGGGGGUUUGGGGAUUGGAGUAUUUGCCGGGGGCUUCCUAGAUUGAAAAAUGGAGGCCGCCGCUGGUGUCGCCGCCUCUCGCGGGGGCUCUCUGCCGAUGAGUUCGUCGUCGAGGAAGGAGUGGCGUGCGGUGUCGGACCAUCAUUCUGCUCGAAACCCCAGCGACGAGGUGCAGCAUGGGAGAGGGCCAGUUGGUGUGGAUUUCUGCUCUAUUAAUGUCGAUGGGAGUUUGGACAAUGACAUUUUACUUCAGCGGGUUCAUUCCUUUGCUACACAAAGGGAAGAAUUGCAACAAAUGGAAAUUGAGUUAAGAGCACAGAUGAUUGCUAGAUCGGAGAUAUUGGAGAUACAAAAUAGCUUUGAUGCUCAAAUCAAAGAACGUGAAGAUUCUGCUGCGAAGCUUCAGGAAAAACUCCGUGAGAGAGAGCAGGCAAUUCAUGACCUUGAAAGAAGAAUUGAAGAGACAGACAGGGAGCUACAUGCUGUGAAAUUGGAUAAUGAAGCGGCAUGGGCUAAAGAGGACCUUCUCCGAGAGCAAAACAAAGAGCUUGCUACUUUUAGAAGGGAGCGUGAUCACACUGAGGCUGAACGUGCACAGCACAUGCAGCAAAUACAUGAGUUUCAAGAACACAUCCAGGAUAAAGAGAGGCAGAUUCUUGAGUUGCAAGAACAGCAUAGGGUUGAUCAGGAGACUAUCUACUUGAAGGACGAACAACUGAAAGUUUGGAUUGCACGUGUUCAGGAGAUGGAUGCCUUGCAAUCUAAUUUACAGGCUGAACUGCGUGAACGGAUUGAUCAAUAUAAUCAGCUGUGGCUUGGAUGUCAAAGACAGUUUGUAGAAAUGGAGAGACUUCAUGUACAUACCAUACAACAGCUGCAGAUGGAGCUGGCUGAUAGGACUGGAUCCUAUCUUGAUGAGUCUCGGUUUUCUCAGACAAACUCAAAAGACUCGACUAAGUUUGGUCAGACUUCUGGAAACCAACUAGAUGUAAAUGGAAGUGGCACAUCAAAUGCUAAUAAUGGGGUACAUUUGAAUGGGAGUGCUGAUAGUGUCUCAUCAUUUGCUUCCUCUGGAAAUGCUGCAAAUCAGACCAACCAUGUUGCUGGCAUGCCGUUAUCUCCAUCAUCUUUAAUGGGAAUGCCGACCUACAUUCCACCUGGACAGAUGACAGCGCUACAUCCCUUCAUUCUGCAUCAACAGGGGAUUCCUCAUUCAAUGCCAUCACAUGUUCAUCCGUCUCAAGUGGGACAUUUUCACUCAGUACCAGCAAUGUCAUCCCUCCCACAGUGGCAGACGCAGCAGGCUGCCUCCGAAGCAUCACAAGUGUCUACACAGAAUCAACUCACACCAUCUCAAAGUGAGCAGAACCUUGAUAGACCUGAAACAAAAUAUUAUGAUAUGUCUGUUAAUGGACAAGGUUAUCGGUCAGAUUAUCUAGAUGUUCAUAGAAAUCAAGCGGCUCAGGCUGAUUCCGUGAUCUCAUCAUCCAUUGUUGACCAACAGGUUCUUGAGUCUAUUGAUAGAAGUUAUGUGGUUGCGAAUCAGCCGGAUCAAAACCUACAACAUAUUUCUGCUCAAUUUAGUGAAGCAUUACAGUUAAACUCUCUUGAGCAGAAAGUUGAAAUGCAGGAACAAAAUCUCAUUAGCUUGACCAAUGAUGGAUUAGAGAGGCCGAUUGUGUCUGAAGAACAAGAGAGUUCUGUUGUUGAUGUCUCACUUCCUGAAGCCUCGGUUCAAUCGGCUAGGCUCACUGAAGCAGUCAUCAAUAAUGGGGCUGGUACAACUGUCCCUGAAGCUUUUAUCUCAACCGGUCAGGCCAAUAUUGCGACUGCCGCAAAGGCGUUGGAGCCUGCCCUUAUUGACGAAAGAUCUUUAUUGGCAUGCAUAGUUCGCACAAUUCCUGCUGGUGGUAGAAUUCGCAUAAACUCAACGCUACCAAAUAGGUUAGGAAAGAUGCUUGCACCUCUACAUUGGCACGACUACAAGAAAAAGUAUGGGAAGCUAGAUGACUUUGUGGCUGGUCAUCCAGAGCUGUUCUUGAUCGAGGGAGACUACAUUCAGCUAAGAGAAGGGGCACAAGAGAUGAUAGCUGCUACAGCUGCAGUUGCUAAAGUAGCUGCUGCCGCUGCAUCCUCCACUCCUUACUCAUCUUUCUUGCCUACCAUGUCCCUAACCCCAAUGGCACAGUCUCACCGGGCCAAAAAGUUACCUUCUACAGACUCCAACCACCUAAAUGGUGUUAGUUUUGGUGUCCCUGGUGGCAUGUCAAACGUGAAGAUACUAAGCAAAUCGAAGGAUAAUAAUCGGGAUACGAAUGUGGGAGCUAAUGUGGGCGGAAGUGGUCAGAGCAAGGUUUCAACUCAUGUUAAGCCUAAUUCCAGUUUUGUGGGGAAUCAGCAGGGAAGGGUCGCUGGAAAUGUGCCAACUUCUAGAAGAUAGUAAGCAUCGAGACCGAGAACGACCGAGAAUGUUAGGGAAAACAGUUUGAAUGUAUUGAAUGAUGAUAGUAAUUCUAUGGUCUUCUAGGAGGUAAUGCCAAACUGGAUGCGUCCUUGUGGCUGGUACUAGGCAUAUCAGAUGGCCGGUGGAGGUUUUGUUGAGUGGAAGAAAUAUUUUGGGAAUGCUUACUGCUGCGGAAGUAUGAACGAUUAACUUAUUGGAUGUUGAGGAAAAACAUGGUCUUUUAGGAAAUUUGUUUCUUUGCUGUCUUCAGUAUGGUCACUAUAUACCGAUUCGUGUCGUGUUAUCUAAUUUCGUUAUUUUUCAGUGCGUUUACAAUACCGAAAAGGAAAUUGUAUCUCGUGCGCCAUGGCCAUGAUGUUAAGGUACAAUGGCUGUUGAUUACGUUGGGUUGUUGAUUUGCAUAAGGUUGAAUCUUCCAAGCACCGUUGCGUCAUUGAGGGGCCUUUGAUCACUGAAUGUUGC
Molecule: messenger RNA, 3163 nt
Organism: Linum tenue
Lineage: Eukaryota; Viridiplantae; Streptophyta; Magnoliopsida; Malpighiales; Linaceae
Source: the annotation of a GenBank genome assembly